CUGCUCUCUCUCUCUCUCUCUCUCUCUCUCUCUCUCUCACUCUUCUUUUUUCCUCCCUUUCCUGAAAAUCGCGGUCUCUUUUUUCCUCCUUGUCUUUACACCCCACACUGCACCAGAGUGAGAGAGCUACUACUAUGGCUCUGAGAUGGCCGUACUGAAAAUGGCUCACCCCAGCAACAAUGCCACCACCCAAAAGCAGCACAAGAAGUUGAAGCUUGAACAAGAGCAUCAAGACCAAUUAGUGAACCCAAUGUUUCACGACUUCCUGGGUAUGAAGCCUUCUAUUGAUUCCCCUCUUGUUUUGGGCUCCAAAGGAUCCGAUUCCAGGCUCACUGAUCCUUCUCCCUCUGCUUCUGCUUCACUUGGGGGAUCCUCCGGCGGUGCCCGUGGGCCCAUCUCCACCACCUCUGAUCUGGGUUCCGAAAGACAAGGUGGAAAUCAUCUCGAGGGGGUUCCAUAUUAUGGUCCGAGGAGCGAUAUUUCUGGGCCUGAAAUAAGUCAUAGGUUACUAGGCAGUAAGAGAAGUAAUUCGGAUUCUACUUUUAUUGGAUCCUCCGGAGAUGGGAUCCCUCGUAUGGGUUCUGACUCCCUUGAGAGCUCACAUUUGACGAAGAUGUUUCGAAAUAGAACUGGAGGAGAGCGACCUAGGAGGACCAUUGAUGAUGAUGCAGUCUUUGCUAGCCAGCCAAUGAGGCCAACUUCUGCUAAUCUUGUAUUUCAGACUCCACAUGGUGGUCGAGUUGAUCCCAAUAUUUCCAAGUGGGAACGAUCUGCUCCCAUGAAUUUGGGUGGUGCAGUGCAAUAUCCUCCACGAGGAGGUCAUUAUGUGCCCUUCAUUCACCAAUUACCUUCUAACAGGUCUAGGGAUGCAAAUGCUGGUCCAAACAAUAUCUCUCAAUUAGCUGCUGAUGAGGGUUCUAGAACUGGAAUUAAAGGGCCGGGUAUAUUGAGUGCCAUUAAUGCUAGCAGUGGUGCUUCUGACAGAAGUUCAUCUGCGGUGCUGCCUAGUGGCAGCAGGCAGAAAUCUGGGACUACUUCAGAGCCAGAGCCUUUGACUCCAAGUCGGCAUGGAUUUGCAUCUGCUAACCGGCAGAUGACUAUAUUUUAUGGCGGUCAAGCUCAUGUUUUCGAUGAUGUCCAUCCAAACAAGUCAGAUGUCAUAAUGGCCUUGGCUGGAUCAAAUGGAGGAUCUUGGUCAACAACCUACUCACUAAAACGUACUGUGAAGCCCGGUAGUGAAGGUCACAUGCCUAGCGGAGAGGUUGAUACUGGCACAGCAAGUAAUCUAGGAUUUGUACAAGAGUACCGUGGGAGGCUAUCUAUUCCCGGCAAUUCAAGUCCUGGGGUGGAGUUUGCUGAUCGGAUAUUGACACCCGCAGGUGGCCACCAGGGUAGCAAUUUAGCCAAAGAUACGAGAAAUCCAGUUCAAGCUACUGAGCCCGGUUCUAAAGACAAAAUUGAACUAUGAUGUUAAAAUGUUUCCAUUUUCCAAAUUCUAGGUUAAAGUAAAAUUUCAUUUUUGUAGUCUGAUAUUCCAGCUUGAUCUCAUCAAACAUACACUACUGAUCCUAUUAUUUUUUAUUUUCUUUUAGAGCCUUGUGUUGAACUACUGUCACCAUUACAGGUUGAAACAGACCUCCCCAAGCUUGGAAUUUUGAAGUGAUUUUCUUCACAA
This is a messenger RNA of Argentina anserina (silverweed cinquefoil), 1675 nucleotides long. Its product is annotated as protein TIFY 8. Gene Ontology annotation, cellular component: nucleus. The record is from RefSeq and is a predicted model, not a curated record. Gene Ontology annotation, biological process: regulation of defense response; response to wounding; regulation of jasmonic acid mediated signaling pathway. The transcript has 6 exons. NCBI's taxonomy places the organism in Eukaryota, Viridiplantae, Streptophyta, Magnoliopsida, Rosales, Rosaceae. The coding region runs from base 146 to 1468 and encodes 440 amino acids.